UUUUUUUACUGUUUUUUUCUCUUUUUAAUCAUUAGCCAGCCGCUUUUUCAUCCUCUCCCUUUUUUUUCUUUUUUUAUUGUUACAUUAGGUGGUUGGUGGUUGUAUUUGCGCAUUAUUUGUGUUUAUAUUUACGUGUGUGUGUAUUUAAAAGCUUUAUGUUCUUUGAGAAAAGUAAACAGAAACAAAAAAACUGGUCAAAAUAAAGGUUAAUUAAUUGUUUAUUAUAUUUAUUUAACCUUUCCAAAAUUAUAAGAAGGAAAGAUUAUAAAUUAGGUAUGUCACUAAAUUUUCUGUCAGUUGUUUAACUUUUCACGCCGCGAUUUGCAUUUUAAAUUGUAUUUUUUUUAUUUUGUAUACAUUUAGAGGCCAAAAAAGCGUUUUAGAAUUUAUUUCCAAAAUUCUUAGAUUUCGAAAAAAAAAUUUUUUUAUUUCUUUUUUAGGAUUUCCACUAACCUUAUUCCCUCUAUGCCCUUUUUUAGAUAUAUCCCUUACCUAUUAUCCCCCAGAAAUUCUCAUUAAAACCCCCUAAAAUUUUAUUGCCAGUCUCUACUUUCUUACUAAUCUUCUAUGAGGAACGUUUAUAAUAUUCAAUUUUUUUUGGUUCACUUUUCUCGUAAAUUUCUCAUUUUUUAUUGUUAUUAUUAAAUUUUAUUUGUUAAACAUUUCAAAAUAUUUAGGGGGAUGUAUAUAUUUUUUGUUGGAAUAACUGAACACUUUGGCAUUAAUGCAGUUGAUGUGGAUUUAAUAUCAGCUUCGCUAGAAAAUGCUAUUGCAACUACUGGAGGUUUCUGUGCGGGUCGAUCAUUUGUUAUUGGACAUCAACGACUAUCUGGGCUCGGCUAUUGUUUCUCGGCCUCAUUACCACCUUUAUUAACAGUAGCGGCAAGCGAAGCAAUAAAUAUUAUUCAAGAGAAGGAAAAUCUUCCGAAAAUUCUUCGUCAAAAGUCAAUUGCUUUGCACAAAUUAAUUUUUAAUGCAACUGACGGAUUAAAAUUCGUAGUGAUUGGGGAUGAAAUAUCACCGUUGAAACAUAUUGGAUUUGAACACGAAGAUAAAGAUGUGGUUGAACAAGUGUUGAAUGACUUUGUUUCUGAGCUCCAAACAGUCGGGAUUCUUGUAUCUAGAGCACACUACCUUUCAGACCAGGAAGCAUUUUCUCAAAAGGCGACGGUUAAAGUUACUUGUCGUGUUGACGUAACCGACGAGGAAAUGGAAGAAAUUGGGGAAAAUUUUCGUUUGGUAAUGAAAAAAUUGAAUAGAGAAUGA
Meloidogyne enterolobii is the source of this 1266-nucleotide messenger RNA. The record is from the annotation of a GenBank genome assembly. Lineage: Eukaryota; Metazoa; Nematoda; Chromadorea; Rhabditida; Meloidogynidae.